AAGUGGAGAUUAACCUCAGGCUGCUGCUAAAUUUAGAUCUCUCGUAUGCAAAAUACUUGGAGCGUGUAAGAAGUGGACAUCAUCAAGUCAGCAGUAGGCAGUCGAUCUAUCGUAACUACUCCCCGAUUUAUGCGCAUCUCUGUCGUAACCAGGGUUUACAUUCAUUAGUUACUCCCAGUGAGUCCCCGACCAUUAUGAUGAUGAUGAUGAUGAUGAUGAUGAUGAUGAUGAUGAUAUUGACGAUGAUGAAGACAACGAUGAUGAAGACGACGAUGAUGAAGACGAUGAUGAGGCAUGUAGUAAAGCGCCGUGCAUGGCCACGACUUUCUAUUUCCCAGUUGUUGCUGGCUGUCGUACUUACGGCCGGAUCGUGUCGCGAAGCAACCAGCUUGACCAGUGGUUUGGCCACAAUGCUUGCCGCCGAGGCUGCAAGCCACUCCCUCUCCUCCUCCUCCUCCUCCUCGGAGCCCCCGUCAUUGCCUUCGUCCCUGGCGUUCCAAGAAGAUAAUGUAACUGGGGAUCCGACGACUCACUUGAUUGUUGAAGAUGACAGUCCCAGCCCCUGGGUCAAGGAGGGAGACAAUCUUCAUCAUCAUCCUCAUCAUCAUCGUCUUUAUCGCCAUCGCCGACAGCUUCAAGAUCAGCGAUUGCUUGAGGUACAGCGGCCACUGGAGGCCACUGGUAGUGACAUCUCUAGAGUCCUGAAGUUUGAGAUCCUCGACGAGAAUCUCCUCACACUUCGAGGCAAUCUGAUCAGCAAUUUCGUGCCCGGCAACACGUCCAUGCUUUGGUCGGACGUGUGGUCGCUGUCGCUCUCGCCGGCGGACCGGUCGUUGUUCUUCCUCGUGAGCGAUGAGUUAUGGAGGGUCGAUACCCGGCCAGCGGAAAGAGAUGGUAGUGGUAGCCUCUCUCGAGUCGCCGGACCUUGGCGUCCGCCAGGCAACGCCAACGGAUACUCUCAAGCGUUUGCAAUAAUUACGAUGGAAGGGAAAGUGCCAUCGCCCAAUAGCGCACCGAUGAACAGGAUUGCGAUAGUGGAUGAUCCCUUCAACCACUCUCUGCGUGCUGACAACGUGGACGACGGUUCGAUUCCUCCUCCGUUCUCUGUUCUGGAUUACAUGCACGUGACUCUGAACGAGUCGCCGUUUCUCAGUUUGGCAUGGGACUCGAAGCGUCGCAUCCUGUACGGAUCGACACAGAGUGCGCUGUACCGAAUGAACCUUUCCCUCAGCGAUGGAGGAGGGAAGCCCACUCUGGAGAGGUGGAUAGGUCCCGAGCAGAGUUUCACUGGUCUCAAGGACAGCAGCGACGAUCCCAGGGCUGUGCGAUUCAACGAUCCAUUCGUAAGCUCCGCUGCCAUAUCUGCGGACGGCGAGUUCCUCUACGUGGCGGACCGCUCCAAUUCAGUGAUCAGACGGGUGAGAACGGCCUCUGGAGCCGUGGAGACGGUCGCCGGCAGGGGCUCUCCGGUCAGCCUGGAUGCCCUUGGAACCGGUGCGCAGUUCGAUCGGCCCGUUGGGCUGGCCUUAACAUCCGACGGAUGCCAUUUAUUCGUUUCCGAGUUUGCAGGAGGAGCGCUGCACCUGGUCACGUUCAAGUAUAGUGGUGGUGGUGGUGGUGGUGGUGGUCCCGCUCUCAGUGUUGAAACUGUCGCGAGGACGCGUCGUUCAGACCCAGGGAGUGGGUUUUUGCUAUUGGGAAUGGCCAUCUCGCUCAAGGACGAUGUGCUGUACGUAGGGAGAACGCUGUACAGUAUUUUGGAGCUUGGGAUAAAUAAAACCGCCCUGCCUCCUAGCGGGAAAUCGGGUACUGUUCACCCUUCUUGGCAGGGGAUCUUGCUAUGGGUAACGGGAUCAGUACUUGUCUUUGCACUCGCCUCUGCCGCCGUAAUCGUGGGGAUCAUGUGGCACCGCUUGCAAUCCUGGGUCUUGCUACUCAAGUGGGGGCGGUUACCCGGCGUCCCAGUGAACCGGUUCUCCUUCCAGGAGAUCUCGGACGCGUGUAACGACUUUAGGGACCGGGUGGGGAGCGGAGGGGCAGCUGAUGUGUACAAGGGACGUCUCAGCAGCGGGGAAGUCGUGGCGGUGAAGAGAAUCAGAGAUGACUCGGAGAUGAAGUUCCGUCAGUUCGAAGCAGAGCUUGAUGUGCUGGGCAGACUUCGUCACAGCCACCUGUGCAGCAUCAUCGGCUACUGUGCGGAGCGACGGAGCACUACCAGCGUCGGCUUUGCGCAGGGAUGCUGUGGACCCCGUACACCUGGGAAAGCGGAGCUGGCGAUCAUCGUCCCCUUCGUUGAGGGAGGGACGCUUUACGACCGGUUGCACGGCUGCCCGACGGCCUCCUCCUCGACUGCCGGCGCUGAGCCUUCCCAUAGCCACGAGGGGGAGGAUGACACAAGCCGCACAACACUCAGCUGGCCAGACAGAGUCUCCAUCGCUCAGCAGAUCGCCAGAGCACUGCGCUAUCUUCAUCAAGAGGUAGACCCCCCCAUCUUUCACAGAGACGUCAAGUCCAAGAACGUGCUGCUAGAGGACGUAACGGCAACGGAAGGGGGGCGGGGAGGGAAGGGGAAAGAGGUAGUGCGUUCGACGUCGGGAGUGAGGGCUUAUCUUUCGGACUUCGGGCUGGCGAAGCUGGGAAACAGCGUUUUCCGUCAGCCGCCGUUAGGCUCGAGCGUGGAGACGAACCACGUGGCAGGGACGUUCGCGUACAUAGCGCCUGAGUACCACACCGUCUGCCGACUAACGGACAAGAAUGAUGUUUAUGCUUUCGGGGUAGUCCUCUUGGAGCUGGUGACGGGUAGAAAACCGUUCAGUGAUUCAUGGCCUGCUCCGAACUUCGAGGCAAGGAGGUCCGUGAGGGUCCAGGGGAGGAAGGAGAUGGAAAACCUGGCGGAGCAGCAGCAGCAGGAGGAGGAGGAGGAGGAGAUGGUGCAGCAAAUUGGACCGAUGACUCUUGCGUGCUGGGUGACCAGAUGCCUCGGAGGUCCUCCCCUCCCCUCCCCCCCCCCCCCCCCCCCCCCCCCACAGCAGAGACUGGGACGAAUCGGGAGAAUCGGUACUGCUAGCACCAGUAAACAACACAAACACUGGGGAAACGACCAUGCGAGGGAUUCCGGAGGAGGAGCGGAUUCAGAAGAUUGCAGAUGCGAGGCUCCAUGAUGAGAAAGGGAGCAAUGUGCGCUGGAGUGCUGUUUACCGAAUGGCAAAACUGGCCAUGGAAUGCAUCUCGGAGGAACCGGAGCAGCGACCGAAG
This is a messenger RNA of Chara braunii, 3255 nucleotides long. Lineage: Eukaryota; Viridiplantae; Streptophyta; Charophyceae; Charales; Characeae. The record is from the annotation of a GenBank genome assembly.